UUCACCAACAUGGCCGUCUCCCGGGCGUCUUCUUGCCCAGCUGACUUCACCUGAGUGGCCAUUUCCGGUGUGAUGGUGCCCGCCGCGGCGGUGCUGGGCCCGGUGGGGUUUUGGUGUGCGCUCUGCCUCGCCGACUCUGCGUUCAAGUCAUCGCCCAGUCUCAAGGUUUGGUAUGAAGAAUUUCUGACAAAAUUUGGGAUCAGCAUUGCCCCUUUCCACAUACGUUGGCAGUCUACUUUCUUUAAUCGGUUAUUUUUAAAGCUGGGACGAUGGAAGCCUCAGUUUCUGCACAUAUGGUUCAAUCUUGGAAUGGGAUUUGGUGUGGUCUUCAUGUUUAUAUCAAUAAUACUUCUCACCAAAACCCUCUCGCAGACACUGGCACUGAUGUCAGCGGACAGUCCGGCAGCUGAGAACCAACGCAUUCUACAAGUUGUGGUGCCUGGUGUUAACCUACCUACAAGCCAGCUGGUAUAUUUUUUCAGCGUGAUUCUGCUCAGUGGCAUCAUUCAUGAAAUAGGUCACGGGGUGGCUGCAGUCAGAGAGCAAGUGAGAUUUAAUGGCUUUGGAGUAUUUAUUUUUGUAGUCUAUCCUGGGGCAUUUGUUGACCUCUACACAAACCAUUUGCAGUUAAUAUCCCCAGUCCAACAGCUACGAAUUUUCUGUGCAGGUGUUUGGCACAAUUUCGUCCUGGCGGUAAUGGCUUUACUCGUUCUGUACUUGUUACCACUCUUUCUCUUCCCUUUGUACUAUACUGGAAUUGGGCCGUUAGUCACUGAAGUUGCAGAGAAUUCCCCAGCUCUUGGACCCAGAGGAUUGUUUACAGGUGAUCUGAUUAAACAUGUGGAAAAUUGUUCGGUCUACGGUGUGGAAGAUUGGCACAAGUGCAUCGAAGAAAUCUCUUUGAAACCUCAGACUGGAUACUGCGUUAGUGAAGCAAACCUGCAUCAUCUAAGCUCCGUGAGUCGAGCUUACAAGAGACUCGACGGGACCACCGAAUGUUGUAACAACAACAGCCUUGUGGAUAUUUGUUUUUCUUACCGUGGCAACUUGCAGAUGACCCAGCACGUUUGUCUAGCAGCCAGGAAAGCCAUUGAAUCCAGCCGAGUGUGUCAGCGGAAUGAAGAUUGUCAGAAGGAGUUUGUCCGCAGCCUUUGUGCGAAGCCUUCUGUUGAAAAUCAAACCAGGCUGAUCAGAAUCAAACACUCGUCAUCCAUGGAUAUGCUGUUUAUAGGACACCCUGUGCAUCUUCAGUAUACAGUGAGCCUUACCAACUACAUGCCUCGCUUUGGUUUCCUGCACUUGGACAUUCCUGGUGUAAUAGAAACGUUUUGCAAAUACCUGCUCUCUUUAUCAGGAGCACUAGCAGUGAUAAAUGCUGUGCCAUGUUUUGCCCUGGAUGGACAGUGGAUGUUGAGUUCAUUCAUAGAGGCCACACUCAGUUCUCUGAUUGUCGAGAAGAGCCACCGAGACCUAAUUGGAUUUUUUAUCUUGCUUUUUGGCAGUGCAUUGUUGGCUUCUAACGUGGUCCUGGGGCUUUGGAUGGUAACGGCUAGGUAGUGUUUUAAACCUAAUCUAAACUAAUGCCCAUGGUGUACACCUUUUAUUCAUACCUCUGUAUUGUACCCUUCCCUACCUCCAAUGUCGAAAAAGAUGAGCACACUCCCAAGAUUUUAAUGAAAACCAAUGGGCUGUGCCCAUGUGAAUGUUGUGCCAACUUCCUGUGGCACAUGCCUUACUCUCAGGAGUAUGGAAUUGGAAAAGCGAUAGGAUAGCGGUCCUGGCACUAAGGACACCUUCUGUGGUAUUGUGUGGCACUACAAUUGUGCUCAAUGGAAUAGACGUAGAAUAGAUCUGGCAGCUCAAAAAUGGGCAUCUGUGAGGUGCUGGGCACCAUCAGCAGCAGCAGUAGAAAUGUUUGUCACCACAAUCUGUAACCUCAUGGCCUGGCACAUUCAUUACUCCACCAUGACAAUCAAUUCUGGUUCAAUGAGACAUGUGGCGACGCACCAGACAUACGUAGGAAUGCCAUGUUAACCUAGCAUAACUGUGACUGGGUCGACAAGUGUGCUUAAAUCAGUGAUUGACAGGGGUAAGCAGUCUCAACAAAUUGAAUCAAAACUGCAGUUCAUUCAGUCGUAGAUGGUGGUGAACACUGAGGAGGAGUAGACAUCUUCCCUUUCUCAGCAAGGGUAGGGCUUGAUGCUUUCAGCCAGAAAUGCUGAGUGGGUGAUCCAUCCUCAUGAAGUCCCCACUGUCACUAAAAACAGUCUUCAGCCAGUUUGAUUCAUUCCACAUGAUAUCGGGAAGUGGCUGAGGACACUGCAUACAGUAAAGGCGAGAGGAACAACCAACAUCACAGCUGUAGGCUCUAGCCUAGUUACUCCAUGAAAGUGACCACACUGGUACAGUUACUGGUUUGACAAUGUGGAAAAUUGGUCAGGUCUGCCUUGUUCUCAAAAACGUGGGCAAAUUCAGUCCAGCUAAUCAUUGUCCAAUCAGUUUACUGUCACUCAUCAAAUUCAGGGAAGACCUCACUUUUGGCUGCUAUCACUCAUGAAUCACUGGCUCACCAGUACUCAGUUUGGUUCCCACCAGAACUAUUUGGCCACAGAUCUCAUCAUAGACAUGGUCCACAGAUGGACCAGCGUGAGGUAAAAGUAACUGCCCUUGACAGUGAGGCUGCAUUUGACCGAGUGCAAACUCGAGGAACCAUGUUCAAACUGGCGUCAAUGGGAUUCAAGGAGAUAAUCUCAUUUGAGAAAGUCGUAAUACCGUAUACAUAGGAAGCUAAAUAUUGUUGCUGGAGGUCAACUACCAGUAUAACAUUGCAGGAGUUUCUCAGGGCAGUGUUCUAGGUCCCACCAAGCUCAGCUGCUUCAUCAAUGAUCUUUCUGACAUCAUAAGACAUGUUUAAUGAUUGAUCAGAAGGAGUUAACCAUAGAGUCAUACAGUGUGGAAAAGGCCCUUCGGCCCAACUUGCCCACUAGGUGCCAUCUGCACUAGUUCCACCUGCCUGCGUUUAGCCCAUAUCCUUCUAAACCUAACCUAUCCAUGUACCAGUCCAAACUAUUUUUAAAUGUUGUGAUAGUACCUGCCUCAACUACCUGCUCUGCCAGCUCAUUCCAUACACCUACCACCCUUUGCGUUAAAAAAAAAAAGUACCCCGGGUUCCUAUUAAAUCUUUCCCGUCUCACCUUAAACCUAUGUCCUCUGGUUCUUGAUUUUACUCCUCGUAAAUCUUCUCUGCACCCUUUCCAACUUAACAACAUCUUUCCUAUAACAUGGCAGCAUGGUGGCGUAGCAGUAGAACUGCUGCCUUACAGCACCAGAGAUCUGGGUUCGAUCCUGAUUAUGGGUGCUUGGCUGUAUGGAGUUUGUACGUUCUCCCCAUGACCCGCGUGGGUUUUCUCCGAGAUCGUCAGUUUCCUCCUACACUCCAAAGACGUAGGGGUUUGUAGGUUAAUUGUCUUGGUAUAGAUGUAAAAUUGUCCCUAGUGCUGGCCAGUGCGACCUCAGUGGGCCGAAGGGCUUGUUUCGCGCUGUAUCUCUUAACUAAACUAAAUAAGGUGACCAAAACUGAAUACAAUACUAUUAAUGUGGCCUCGCCAAUGUCUUGUACAACUGUAGCGUAAGCUCCCAACAUCUAUACUCAAUACUCUGACUAAUGAAGUCCAAUGUGCCGAAAGCCUUCUUGAUCAGCCUAUCUACCUGUGAUGCCACUUUCAAGGAACUAUGUACCUGCAAUCCUGGAUCCCUCUACUCUACAACGAGACCUUGGUGUGCUUGUACAUCAGUCACUGAAAGUAAGUAUGCAGGUACAGCAGGCAGUGAGGAAAUCCAAUGGCAUGUUGGCCUUCAUUGCGAUAGGAUUUGAGUUUAGGAGCAAGGUGGUCCUACUGCAGUUGGACAGGACCCUGGUGAGACCGCACCUGGAGUAUUGUGUGCAAUUUUGGUCUCCUAAUUUGAGGAAGGACAUUCUUGCUAUUGAGGGAGUGCAGCAUUGGUUCACCAGGUUAAUUCCGAUGAUGGCGGGACUGACAUAUGAUGAAAGAAUGAGUCGACUGGGCUUGUAUUCACUGGAAUUUAGAAGGACGAAAGGUAAUCUUACAGAAACAUAUAAAAUUCUUGAAGGAUUGGACAGGCUAGAUGCAGGAAAAAUGUUCCCGAUGUUGGGGAGUCCAGAACCAGGGGUCAUAGUUUAAGAAUAAGGGGUAGGCAAUUUAGGACUGGGAUGAGGAAAGAUUUUUUUCACCCAAAGAGUUGUGAAUCUGGAAUUUUCUGCCACAGAAGGCAGUGGAGGCCAAUUCAUUGGGUGGUUUCAAGAGAGAAUUAGAUUUAGCUUUUAAGGGCUAAAGGAAUCAAGGAAUAUGGGGUAAAAGCAGGAACGGGGUACUGAUUUUAGAUGAUCAGCCAUGAUCAUAAUGAAUGGCGGUGCUGGCUUGAAGAGUCGAAUGGCCUACUCCUGCACCAAUUGUUCUAUGUUUCUGUGUCUAACCGAUCAAGUUUGAUAAAGGGUCUCGACCCAAAACGUAACCUAUUCCUUUUUUCCACGGAUACUGCCUAAUCUGCUGAGUUAUUUUGCAUCUAUCAACCUAUCAAAGAUCCCAGUGGAAUUUUUGACAACACUAUCUACAAUACCACCCACUUUCGUGUAAUUUGCAAACUUACUAAUCAUGACUUGUGUGUUCUCAUCCAAAUGAUUGAUAUAGAUGACAAACAGCAAUAGGCCAGAACCGAAUCCUGAGGCACACCACUCGUCACAGGCCACCAGUCUGAAAAACAACCUUCCACCAUCACCCUUUUCUUCCUUACUUGAAGCCAAUUUUUUAUCCAGUCGGCUAUCUCUCCUUGGACCUCAUGUGAUCUAACCUUCCAGAGGUUAAACCUUCCAGAGCAGCCUACCAGGCAGAUCCUUGCAGUUGGAGCAGUUACAUAAAUACCGUGGCUACACAAGUAGUAGGUCAGAGGCUGCAUAUCUUGAGGAGAGUUGUUCGCCUCCUGAUACUGCAAGACAGCGAGUAUUUACUAACUGGGAAUAUGUCGGACAUGUUACAAAAUAUUCUUUCAACAAGAUGACUGCAGCUCCAACAACACUCAAGAAAUAUGACACCAUUCAGAAUAUAGCAACCUGCUUAAUUGGCACCCCAUAGAGCAUCCUCAACAUUCAUUCCCUUCCGCUUUAGUGCGCCAUAUAAAUUGCACUGCAAUCACUCUCCCCGAUUGCUGACAGCACCUCCUGAUCACAUCCAUGGUCUCUAUCAGCAAGAAAGGAAAGGGCUUUAAAUGCAUGGGAACACCACUGCUUUCAUGUUACCUUCCAAGCUGCACACUACCCUUCCUUCAAAAUAUAUCACCGGUCCUUCAUUGCCGUUCGGUCUUAAGUCCUGGAGCUCCGACCCCACCAGCAGUGGUAACUCCUUCACAAGAAGGAUUGCAACUGGUCAAGACAUCAACGUACCACCACCUUAUUAAAGGCUGUGAAGAAUGGGCAAUAAAAUUUCCCAAACCUUCCUCAGAAAUGUAGCUGGUCAGACAUUGUAUAUUGUGAUUUGAAAUUCCAAGCAAUAUUUGUGCGGAUGCUUUCCACUGCCUUUUCAGACCGAUUUCAUUUGGAAACUCCGAUAUAUAAUAAUGAAUGUCUGCCAGUAACUAGUUCCCAGUUUGUGGUCCAGACUUUUCAGCAAAAAAUAUUGUUUAAUUCUGUAGGUGCUUUUGAAUCAAGGAUCCUCUCUUAGAUGGAGGUGUUGGUUGAAUAUGCAUCUUGAACAGUAGUUUCUCCUAUUUCAGUGAUUAGAAUCAAUUACAAUAUUAUGUCAGCUGAUGAGUGACACUUUUCAACAAUUAUUUGUUUAAUGCAAUGGAUCUGUAAUCAUUUAAUAUAUUUCACCCACAGAAGAAUCAUUGGGCCCUUCAAUUAUAAUAAAAUUAACCCAAACUAUAUCAUGCUGAAGUGGAGUAAAUGCUAGCAGAAUAGAAAUGGAAAAUAAUUUGGAAGUUUUUGAGUAACCCUGCUUCCACAUUGAGUCAAAAGUUUUUAUUGGCAGAAUUGGGACAGGACCUGUGUAGAAAUUCCACACUCAUUUACAUGUCUCAAUACCUUACAUCUUCUUUCAUACCAGGUAUUUCACAGUAAUUUCAAUGUUUCAGUUUGUAUGACAUUUUUCCCCUGAACUUGCACUGCAAUUUCUCCCCAUGCCUUAAUAUUUUAAUUUGUCUCAGCUUCUUAAAUGCUUUUCUCCCUCUUUCAUUCCGACUGACAAAAUGCACAAAAUAGUUUGUCCCUCUGCUAAUGCUGCUGGUCCUGCUGUGCUUUUUCAGUGUCACAGGAUUCUGUUUGAAUCUAUUCUGGAUUCUGUAGUCUAAAAAAUAGACCUUGUGAUGAUCUUGUGACAUGAAGAGAUGUAACUCUAUGUGCAAUUUGAUGAUUUUAUUUAUUGAAUGCUUGAAUAAUAUUGACAAGUUAACAUUUAUUGUCUGUGCACCACGAGGAAUAGAAUUGGUCCUGUUGCAUUUGAUGCUUUUUUUUAAACCCUAACCCUGAUAGGCAUUUACUAAUAUUUUCUGGUCUUCAAGCAGCAAGCUGUUGUUCAUCCCACUGCAGAUGAAAGAGGAAUUAUUCCCCUCUCUGUCUAGCAGUGAAUUGAUUAGGAAGUAGAUGAAAUCAGGUGGCUGUAUAUAGUGGUUCUAAAAAAAGUAUUUGGACUACAAAGUUUCAUGCAUGUCUUCUCCACUUUGUAUUUGCAUAAUAAGUAAUCCUAUGUUUUGUUAUGUUGUGUUUAUGUAACUUUCGGCGGCAUUAUAUGGAAAACCAUAAUUUUUAAUUGUAAACUAUAUAAAUCAAGAGCUUUGUUCAUUAA
Molecule: messenger RNA, 6857 nt
Organism: Leucoraja erinaceus (little skate)
Lineage: Eukaryota; Metazoa; Chordata; Chondrichthyes; Rajiformes; Rajidae
Gene: mbtps2
Product: membrane-bound transcription factor peptidase, site 2
Exons: 11
Coding region: 73-1557 (494 amino acids)
Biological process (GO): membrane protein intracellular domain proteolysis; regulation of response to endoplasmic reticulum stress
Cellular component (GO): cytoplasm; membrane
Molecular function (GO): metalloendopeptidase activity; protein binding
Source: RefSeq, a predicted model, not a curated record